Xiphophorus hellerii (green swordtail) is the source of this 4351-nucleotide messenger RNA. Its product is annotated as heparan sulfate glucosamine 3-O-sulfotransferase 5. The record is from RefSeq and is a predicted model, not a curated record. Gene Ontology annotation, molecular function: [heparan sulfate]-glucosamine 3-sulfotransferase activity. The transcript has 3 exons. Bases 176 to 1213 code for a protein of 345 amino acids. Lineage: Eukaryota; Metazoa; Chordata; Actinopteri; Cyprinodontiformes; Poeciliidae.
CUGUUACUAAAACACGGUUGCUGUUAGCGAUUGCCUUUGACUGUAAUUUUCUCUUUACCACACAGAUACUGGAUCCACAGGUGUGCUUAAACAAGCAUCCAGGUUCAAACCACCCCUCUGGCAGACAUGAGGAACAAAGGGCUGAAGACGCAGUCCUGAAGAUUGAUGGAGGGCCAUGCUAUUCAAACAGCAGGCACUGCUGAGACAGAAGCUCUUCGUUCUGGGCAGCCUCGUGAUCGGAAGUGUCCUCUAUCUUGUGGCCAGGGUUGGGACUUUGGAUAGGUUACAACCCAUUUGCCCCAUUGAGAGCAGAUUUCACCCAUCUGAGCCGGAGCAAAUCCCUCUUCGUACGCUGCAGUUUAAACGCGGGCUGCUCCACGAACUACGCAAGGGCAAUGCCUCCAAAGAGCAAAUCCGCCUGCACAACCUGGUCCAGCAGCUGCCUCGGGCCAUCAUCAUCGGCGUUCGCAAGGGGGGCACCCGCGCCCUGCUGGAAAUGCUCAACCUGCACCCAGCCGUGGUCAAGGCUUCGCAGGAGAUUCACUUCUUCGACAACGACAAAAACUACGCCCGUGGCAUUGACUGGUACAGGGGUAAAAUGCCCUUAUCCCUCCCUCACCAGAUCACCAUUGAGAAGAGCCCUGCCUACUUCAUCACAGAGGAGGUUCCCGAGCGCAUCUUCAAGAUGAACUCUUCCAUCAAGCUGCUGAUUAUCGUCCGAGAGCCCACCACCAGAGCCGUGUCCGACUACACCCAAGUGCUUGAGGGCAAGGAGCGCAAGAACAAGACUUACCACAAGUUUGAAAAUCUAGCCAUUGACGCCAACACGUGUGAAGUGAACACCAAAUACAAAGCCGUCCGCACCAGCAUCUACACAAAACACCUGGAGCGCUGGCUCAAGUAUUUCCCUGUGGAGCAGUUCCACAUAGUGGACGGGGAUCGGCUCAUUACGGACCCGCUGCCGGAGCUGCAGCUGGUCGAGCGCUUCCUGAACCUCCCCUCCAGGAUUAGUCAGUAUAACCUGUACUUUAACGCCACCAGGGGAUUUUACUGUCUGCGAUUCAACAUCAUCUUCAACAAGUGCCUGGCCGGCAGCAAGGGCCGCAUCCAUCCUGAGGUGGACCCGUCUGUAGUGACUAAGCUGCAGAAGUUCUUCCACCCGUUUAAUCAGAAGUUUUACCAGGUCACUGGAAGAACAUUUAACUGGCCAUGAAAUUUGUCUUUCAUACAAAAAAAGAUUUCAAAAAAGAUCUCACAAGGUAUGAACAGCACUUUGUUUAGUUUAAUACAAGUAUAUUGUGACCAAAUAAUACUUGAUGUACUGUAAGUUUGCUCUAUGUGUGUAAAAUGCAACACAAUAGUUUGAUGUUUUCAAGUCAGUUUACAUGUCUGUCUGUGUUUCUCCUCCUAAAAAAAGAACAUUUUCAUGCAGUGUGUUCACAAUUACUUGCAAAGUAAGAGUUAGAGAAGCAUAACUUCUUGAACUCUUUUAGAUUUUGUCAUGUUCCAACCUGUGAAAUGAGUGAAAUCUGAAAAUGUUGGAGUGCAUCUGUAAUCAGAAUUCUUUUUAAACCCCUGAACAGAUUAAAGUGGAACUAAUUAUGCAUAACGACCCUUAUAGAGAUCUGAGAACAAACAGCAUUAUGAGGCCCAAUGGACACAGCAGACUAGUCAGGGAGAAAGCACUAGUGGAGUCUAAAGCAGAAUUAGGUUCCAAAACAAGAACCUAGACUUUAAACAUCUCAAAUCUCUGUUCAAUCUAUCAUCUGAAUACGGAGAGAGGACGACCCAACUGCCGUCCUACCAAGACUACCAAGACCUGAACAUUCACCUAUACCAAGCAUUGGUCAGAGGAGCAGCCCUGGUAGAUCUGGAGAAACUGCAAAGAUCCAGAAAUCAGGCGGGAGAAUCUCGCAUCCAUUAGUUGUCAACUAAGGUCAGAUCUGACCUCUAUGAAACAGAUGCAAGAAAGAAGUCAUUGAAUGAAAGCCAUCAGAAGUUCAGUUAGACUCCCUGAUAUUAAACACUUGAUUAUCCACCCAGCAGUAUGUUGCAUAUGAUUUGCAGCAUAGCGUAUUAUGCUGCAGUAAUUGUGAAGCAUUCUUUCUCCAGUCAGAUAGCACUGAUCUGAAAGUCGUGACAGUCUGAAUGCAAAGCACUGUGGGUAAGAUCACAACUACUGAUAUGCCUUCCUGGCAGAUUUAGAACAGGGAAUAAGGUGGACGUCGGAUUAUCACUUGAAGUAAAUAAGUUAUUUGUUUUUAUUUCAAUGUAAUUAAAAAGUAGCAUACUGAAAAUUAUUUUUGCUUUUCAGUAGAAAAAUAUUUGGCAACCGUUAAACCCUUGUUCAAAUUGCUGACUAGCUCUUUGGACAUUUUCACUGGAGUUUUAGCAGUUUUUUUUUUUUAGCUCAGACUAAAAAAAAUUAAAUCUGUCAUGUUUUUAUAUCAAAUACAAUUUCUGAUUUGAAUCAAUUUUGUAUUUUGUAAAAGAAAUUGCAAAUGACAGCAUAUAUUUUCAAAAACUUGCUUUUAUUUUGGUCAUUUCUUCUAGUAGUUGACCUGAAUUCAAAGUCCAAACAAAUACAAGCUAUAUGAAACACUAUGGCGGCUAUGGGGACACUCACUCGCUCUGAUCUAUGGAAGCACAAGGAGAGCAUUGGUGAAAAAAAUAUGACAAAUUAAAUAUUCAUAAACAACAAAUUUGAUUAACCACAUAAAUAAUCAAGAACAGCGUAUUUCAAUUCGGAAGGUCUCCUUGCCAUUACCCUAUUUAACUCCCUCCACAGAUUCUCUAUCAAAUUCGACGUGGGACAAUGAAAAUUACCUCAAAAUCACAAGAAACGUGUUGGAAAAAUAAAAUGUAAUUUCAGUUUAUGUAUAUUAUCCUGAUUCACAAUAAAUUUCUCAAUUCACUUUACAAUAAAAACAAUAUUUUGCAGCAAUCCCUCAGAGUGAGCAUGCAUGUUCUGACAGUGGGGAGCAGAACCUUCCUUUUAUAGGAUGGAUCCUCUAGCAGAACAAGAGGAGUGUGAGCAUCCACUCGAUCUGACACAAACAACAAAUCCAGAUUCCAAUCCAACUGAAAACCUGUGACAAGAUUUAAAAAUUAUUAUUCAAAGACAUUCUGAGUCCAAACAUUUGUAUCUUUUUCUUUUUCAAAGAAAAGACAUUUAGUUUGAGGGCUUUGUUCUAUAAAGCUCUCCGGGGGGGGGGGGGAUUCCCCCAGAGGAACUGGAACAAGUGGCUGGGGAGAGGGAAGUCUGGGCCUCCCUUCUGAAGCUGCUACCCGACCCCGGAUAAGCGGAAGAAAAUGGAUGGAUGGAUGGAUGGAUGGAUGGUUCUAUAAAGCACUGACCCUGCAGAGCUGAAUACACACGCACAACACAGUUUUCAGAUUUUAGUUGUAAAUAAAAAUUGAGAAGAGUGUUUGAUUUUCUUUAUGCAGUAAAACGUUGUGUUGGUCUAUCACAUACAAUCCCAACAAAACACACUGAAGUUGGGUUGUAACAUGACAAAAUGUGAAAAUGAGUGUGCUUGCAAGGCCCUGUACCUACAAACGGUUGUUUUUAAGACCACCCUCACAGACAUUCAUAGUGUUAAGAUAAACUUUAAAUGUAAACUUUUGAAUCAAGAUAAAGCAGAUUUAAGAUGACAAAGAAAAACCAGUUUUUUGUUAUUGCUUUGACCCAAAUAGCAUGUUCAGUUCAGGUGCCAUAACACCAUGGUCAAAUGGUUUAAAUAUUAUCCACUAGUUUUCAGUCUUUAAUUUAAUAUUACCUUAGGCUAACCUGUUAGCCUGUAGCAUCCUUUGGUUUUCAGCAGAGGUUAAUCUGUCCUGUUGCAGAGUUAGAAUUAGCCUGGCUUAUUCAGAUUCAACUGGACAGCUUUUAGGACAGCUGUUCUAAGGCGGGAUAUGUUGUUAAAGUGAGAUGUACUUUUUGUAUGCUUCCUUACAACAGAGGUCUUGAUAAUAAGACUGUUUUUGACACAGUGUAAAAAUGGGUUUAACCCAUUCUCAAUCUUGGAAUAAUCACACAUGUAUUUAGUGCCACUAACUGCUAUCAGGGAGCCUAGAAAGAUCUAAAUUCAUCAUAGCUUUCACAACCUGAUCUUGUAGUUUUAAUUUAAUGAUGUAGCCUAUUGUCAUGUCCCACAGGCGUUUCUUUUCCCAAAUUCACCAAGCCAUGCUGCAAAAGGCCACAGUAGGUAAAAUAAUGUUGUCCUCUAAUGAUUCCUGUCAAAUUAAGUUAAAUAGAUUAAGAUCAGCAACAUUUGUCUGUUUCAAUGGGAACAUGCAUUGUGUAUCAUAAUUGUGUUGUUAAAAAUAUUAAAUUAAAAGUACAUGUGAA